This is a messenger RNA of Carya illinoinensis, 945 nucleotides long. Its product is annotated as pathogen-related protein-like. The coding region runs from base 102 to 821 and encodes 239 amino acids. The record is from RefSeq and is a predicted model, not a curated record. The transcript is spliced from 4 exons. Lineage: Eukaryota; Viridiplantae; Streptophyta; Magnoliopsida; Fagales; Juglandaceae.
CUUGUGAAACAUUCGGUUUGUGCCUUGUAGUAAUAAUCUCUUCUGUAAUAGAACUCCAGAAGGCGGCAAUACCCAGAAUUUCUUGUUUAGUGGGAAGUAAGAUGGCAACUUCAGAAGUUGAGGCUCAGGACAAAUAUCGUUCCUACUUACAUGGAGAAGGAGAGAAGAACACAAAAUGGAGGUUUGGAGCCCCUCCUAACUAUGAUCUUGUUGACAGACUUUUUGAAGAAGGCAGAACUAAGAUAUGGCCUCCUGGAUCACUUGAAGAAAAAGUGCAGAACCUAGUUAAGACAUGGGAAAUGGAGAUGUUCCACAAAACAUGCUCUGAUGACUAUAAAUCACUUGAUCCGAAUAAGUAUACUUUCAGCCUUAAUGGAAGGAAAGCUGUAACGUUGGAAGAAAAGCGCAAGAUUGGGGGAGGCUACAAUUUCUUGCUACAAACCUCUUUGCCAGAGAAGCUCCGUGGCUACAACCCAGCAGAAGAAACAAUUGAUUCAGCUCAUAGGGCUUUCGUUACAGCUUUCCCGCGUGGGUUUGCUCUGGAGGUUCUGAGAGUUUAUUCAGGGCCACCAGUGAUUGUUUACAAGUUCAGGCAUUGGGGUUUUAUGGAGGGGGCUUUCAAAGGCCAUGAACCAACAGGAGAAAUGGUUGAACUCUUUGGGAUGGCCGUUUUUGAGUUGGACGAACAGGAGAUAAUUGUGAAGGUCGAGUUCUUCUUUGACCGUGGAGAACUGCUAGGAGGUCUCAUGCAAGGUGCUAGCUUGGAUGGUUCCUCCGUAGAGGAGGCUGCAACCUGCCCUUUCCUGAGGAACACAGGGUAGCUACCCAAAUACCUGUGUAACAAUGUAAUCAAAGGCCCUUUUGCAACCCUAUAGCAUUACGAAUAAUCUUUGGCACUUAGGCAUCACCCUGGUUUAAGAAUAAUCAGAUGCAAAUUUCCCAUCA